Messenger RNA from Solenopsis invicta (red fire ant), 3496 nucleotides. RefSeq names its product muscle-specific homeobox protein tinman. The transcript is spliced from 2 exons. Gene Ontology annotation, biological process: regulation of DNA-templated transcription. The record is from RefSeq and is a predicted model, not a curated record. The coding region runs from base 931 to 2430 and encodes 499 amino acids. Gene Ontology annotation, molecular function: DNA-binding transcription factor activity, RNA polymerase II-specific; DNA binding. NCBI's taxonomy places the organism in Eukaryota, Metazoa, Arthropoda, Insecta, Hymenoptera, Formicidae.
ACGCGUGCGCCGAGCCGGUCGUGAAGAAAGCGCCUGCCCAACGCCGGCGCCGGGGGAUCCCCGUCCACCGUACCAUUUCGCGUCACCGGCUUCGACUGGCCUGAGAGGAGGCACCCGGCUGCCUCCUUAGCACCGAAACUCGUUAAACACCGACGUAUUGACGUUUCGCGCGCGUAUCUCGCUCGCAGCGGGUAUCUCAGCGACGCACGGAGUCAGGACGCGUUUUUCUCUCUCUUUCCGUGUGCUGGUGUUCAGUGAGGAUAGCGAAGGGAGGAGAACUGACGUUCGGUCGAGUUUCUACUUUCGACAGAAACAGGUUGUCGUCGUUCCGAGGGACAUUCGAGGGCACAGAAGCGUUCCACAGCUCGCUCGCUAUGAAGCCCUGGCAUCAUCACAUUUUGGUGUCGAGUUGCGAACGGACGACGGCAGAGUUGAGUGCGUUAGAGUGAAGGAAGGACACGAGUCAGCGUUUGACAGAAUGACAAUUGACUUGAUUUCUCUUUCGUGAACUGACAUUUAACGGAAGAGAUCAGAGGAAGAUGUUUCCACGAGAAAUAGAAGACGAAUCUGGAAGUCAAUGAUGUGACUAGUGUGCUGGUUUAAACGCGAUGACGAAGAAUACGAGUGCGUUGACAGGUCAUCGAUAGCGAUAAGUGCGAUUGGUUUCGUGACUGUGGCUCGAACGGGUGCCCCCCACCCCCUUCUCCCCCGCGAAGAUUGUCGAGAACUCUCGAACAUGUUAGGCCAGUGAAUGAGACUCGAUAGACUGUGUGGUGAUCCCGUGAACAGUUUUAGGACGCAAGUGCGUUAUCGAAAGAAUGCGCGGUGCUUGAAGAGUUAACUUGCCGUGGCCUCGCGACUGGCUCGCCAAAAGCCAUCAGGCGAGUGUCUCGAGCUUUUUAGUUUAGCUCCUUCUUACAUCCGCGCGGCAUGUGUACCACGGAGAUGACAGAAUCGUACACGAUGUCGCCAUCGACAACGGUAUCUUCCAGCGCCGCGACACCCGGCUGCGUGAGCGGCUCGUCGGCACACCGACGGACGUCGUGCAGAGGCUCGCCGGGUCGAGGAGACGUUCAAGACGACGAGGAUGAGAUUUCCGUGGGUUGUCCCAGUCCGCUGCCGCUGGUAGUCGCGACGCCCAACACGGAGGACGAGUUGGCCUCCUCCAGGGAAGAUUACGCCGAUCGUCUGAGUCCCAGAAGAACCUAUCCACGAGACUCGAUGACGGAGGAUGAGGAGAGGGCUUAUUCCCGCAACGGAGAAUACAGGAUGUCGAACGGAAGAACGGGCAGUAGGACUCGUGAGAGCGGUGAUUCGGUCACGACGCUCAGGGACGACGAGGAGGACGAGGAGGAGGAGGAGGAGAUGGACAGUAGGACCGGUAGCAACGGAGCGGCGGCUGCCGGUACCACGGACGACUACUUCAAGCCGCUGAAACGUCUGAAGAUGGUGCAGAUGCAGCACUCGGAUGAAGAGGAUGAGAGGGAACGAGAAUCCAAUGACCGCGGAGUCAAGUCUUUCAGUAUUCUCGAUAUCCUGUCGCAUCGGCCGAAGGCGAAGAUCGUCCGUCCUUGGGACACGGCGGAUUCCGGCCUCGGCCAUCAGCACCGUCAUCACCUGCAGCAUCAUCAUCAUCAUCAUCAUCAUCAUCCGCAUCAUCUGCAGCACCAUCAUCAUCACAGUAGUCAUCCGAGUCACGCGACCGGGCCCCGGGAUCUCUCGCUGAUGGGUAUGUCACUCGCGUCUAUGUCCAGUUCCAUCAGCGAGCCACCUCUCAGCAGCUCCUCGUCGUCCGGAAGGAGCUCCGUGUCGGAUUCCGGUAGUCCGGACCCGCUCGCCCAUCAUCACCAUCAUCACGCCGCGCUUCAUCACGCGGGCAUUCAUCCCGGCCUGCAUCAUCCGGCGCUCCAGCAGCCGCAGCAGCAGCUCAAGAGGAAAAUGCCGCAGCAGCACGGCUCCCACGCUGGCCAAAACGGCAAGAGGACCACAGGGCAGGGCAGUCCCUUGGACGCACUCUUCCAAAUGACCAGCAAGACCUUUGAUGCGGGCGAACACAGUCAGGAGCAAGCCAAUCACUUGAACCUGUUCAACAAUCGCCAGCAGCCGAAGAAGAAGCGUAAGAGUCGGACGGCGUUCACGAAUCAGCAGAUCUUCGAACUGGAGAAAAGAUUCUUGUAUCAGAAGUACUUGAGUCCGGCCGACAGGGACGAGAUCGCCGCUCAGCUGGGUCUGAGCAAUGCCCAAGUGAUCACGUGGUUCCAAAACAGGAGGGCGAAGCUCAAGAGGGACAUGGAGGAGCUUAAGAAGGACGUGCAGACUGUGAAUCCACUUCUGGUCGCCCAGCAUCACAAAACUUUCCUGGAGAACGUGCAAGAUCUGGGAAUCUUAAAGAAACGACCAUUGCCAAACUCUAUGGACGAGAAAUCGUAGAGGUCGAAAUCGUCGUUUCGACCUACUGUGUGCAAUCGAGGCUCGACGGGGGAAUCGGACAACGGAUAAUUACUCGUGUAAUCUCAAGCAUCUUCGACCGAAAAAAAAAAAAGAUCGAACCGUGAUACAUAAUUCCGUGUUACAAUGUAUUAUAUCGGGCAAGCACACACGGAAAUUGUUUUGUGCGUCAACGAGUGUUUUCUGUAUUCUUCGUUUUACGUGCGAUUUGAGUCUUCUGCCGCACUUUAACGUCCUUUCUUGAAGAAAAUUGUGAGAAAAAGUCUUACGCGAUAAAGGACAUUUUUUCAAAUGUCCUUAACGCUGCCUGUCUAAUAAUCUAUUCAAGCUCAAGUUUUAUUUUUCUUAAACCUGUAAAGUUAUUGUUUACAUCGUUGCCGCGCCUAAUUUUUUGACGAAUGAAUAUUCCGUACAAAUGGUUCAAAACAGUUACGAUCCCAUACUGAAGUACGAUUUAAUGGGGAUAUUGCUUAAAAAUUUUUUGAAAGAAAUUUUCGUUGUGCUUGUUGGAACUGAAAAAGGGUGACGUUCUUAUGUCGCGAUUUACGGCUUAAAUGGAAAGCGUAUCAUAGUCCGCGACAACUUUACGCGCAGAGCGCGGUGUAUUAUAAUGUAUUUAUUAUAAAACGGAGAAAAUGAGAGGGGAGAAACGGGCCGUGAGGUAGGCCGACUAAAAUCGUCGAUAAUAAAUUAUUAAAUAAAUAUUAUUCCGUAAAUUAUAAAUAACCACGCGUUGUGGCGCCAUUGUGUACAUAUAUUGUAUAUAGAUAUACAUCGUUUCCUUGAUAAUGUUACGUAUAGGUAUGAUAGAGAGACCGUUAUACAUGAUUAGAGUUAAAAGAAAUCAUAAACAUAGAUGGGACACUGCAAUAUACCUGAUUAUGAGUUUAAUUAGUGAAUUUUAGGAGCGAGUAAAAUGUAUAUCUGCAUACGGCGAUUCGUAAAGUGAUAGUGAGGUGCGUGAGACUAAAAAAAAACUAGGAGCGCGUGUGUAAACCGACUUAGUACAGUGUAUAGCGAAGCUAAAUAAAUGGAAACAUUAUUGAAA